This is a messenger RNA of Cylicostephanus goldi, 909 nucleotides long. The record is from the annotation of a GenBank genome assembly. NCBI's taxonomy places the organism in Eukaryota, Metazoa, Nematoda, Chromadorea, Rhabditida, Strongylidae.
CUGAGGGCGAAUGCGGCGAGAGACCCAAACGAGGCGACUCGCAAGAAAUCGAUCCGCGCCGAACGUGACACUCAGAUUGGAAUCCCUUGUACAAAAUCAACUGAUUUGGAUACUCGCAAUCAUGGAUCACGCUCAUCUUCUAACACGGUAGACUACCUACAACUAGAUGCUGACAAAAUUUUGUCAGCAUAUGGCAAAUUCGGGCGAUAUCAGAUGGUUAUACACCUAAUCCUGAACAGUGUUCACAUCCUAUAUGCUACCAACAUGAUGAUAAUGCCGUUCAUAACGGAGGAUCCGAAUCCUAAAAGGAUUUCUGUUUUCAGGAGUACACUAUUGCAAUUUGCAAGAAGUUUUAGAUACAAUUAUUCCGAUGUCAAUCACGAAUCCUUGGCUAGCGAAUUCAAUCUGGUUUGUGACAACUAUGAGUCUGUUGAACAUGGCGCUUCCGUGUUUAUGCUGGGUGGUACGAUUGUUGCUCCCAUUAUCACACAGUUGUCGGAUGUAUAUGGUCGACGCAUGACAUUUCUUAUUCCGCUCUAUGUAGCCGUGGUAGCUAAUAUAAUCUGUGCCAUCGCUCCAACUUACACGAUUUUUCUGGUUUUCAGAUUUGUAGCUGGAGUGGCCGCAUCGGUGAGCACGGGGUUUUAUAAUUUUAUUAUGUUAUGGUCUUUACGAAUGAAAAAGGUACUUGUUUAUAUGUCUUAUAAAAUGAUGCGCAUGCAUUUUGUGGAAAAGAGCUUGAUGAGUUUUGAUGCACAAAUUUGUAAGAGCAGCUUGAGUUAUACUGCACUAAAAUGGUUUGUAAAAGCUGCUCUGCAUUACUGUUACGACGUGAACUUCAAAGAUGCUAGGCACAUCAAAGGCAGUGUCCGAGCAAAAAUCCAAUUUCUAGAUUCAACGCUUACCUGA